GAACCACCUGGAAGUGACGUACCCACCUACGCGAGGAAAAGCUAACGUAGCCUUUGCUAAUGAUGAGCGAAAGGCUUGAGUUCAUGAUUGUUUGACUUUUUUGCUGAUUAAAACGUCGCCAACGACGAACCGAAGACUGUUUGGUGGCGCUUUUCACGCGGCCGAGCGCCAGAGACCUCAAGUCGGGUCAACGUAAACGCGUUGAUGGAUGGCUGAACACUUUUUUCUCAAGUCGGAUUGAAAGCGCAACUCGGCGUGCCUGCGUGCGUGCGUGUCUCAGCGUUGGAGGCUAACGCGAUGGCCGAUGGACGUCGCGGCGGUCACCGAGAGGAGCGCAACUCGCUGAUGUUGAUGGCGCGAGGAGCACCUGAUGAUGAGGACGAUCAGGUAGGAUCUAACGAAGGGGAGGAGGAUCUGAUAGAACCUGUUGGAAGCGAUGAGGAAGAAUCCGAUGACGAGGAGGAGUAUGAGGAAGAAUCCGAUGACGACGAGGAGUAUGAGGAAGAAUCCGAUGACGACGACGAGGGGCCACAUGAUGAAGAUGAGGCGGUCGAGGUCCAGUCAACGGCCUUGAGGAGAGACGAGACGAAAAAAGACUUGUCGGCCCUGCCGUUCGAGGACGUCCUGAAACUGCAGAGCUGCGCGGGCACCAAAGCGUUGGACCGGGACGCCCGCGGCGCUCGGCCCUCGUGCAAGCGCCUCAACAAGAACAGGCCCGCUGAGGUCUCCGCCAAGAAACGGGCGCCCUUCCUUCGCCAGGUGGUCCCCGUCAAGAAGGCGACGGCCAGGGACCCUCGCUUCGACGACCUGUCAGGGGAGUACAAGGCGGACAUCUUUGACAAGACCUACAGCUUCAUCCACGACAUCAGACGGCACGAAACGCAGGUGAUCCAAAAGCAGUUGAAGAAGAGCAAGAACGCCGACAAGAAAGAGCAGCUCAACGGCCUCCUCAGGAAGAUGGCCGAUCGGGAGCGAGCGCGGCAGAGUCGGGAACGACAGCGGGCCGGCGAGCUUCAGCACAAGAAGGAGCAGAGGGAACGGGCCCAGAGUGGCCAUCGCCCCUUCUUCCUCAGCAAAUCCGAGCAAAAGAAGCUGCGUCUGGCGGACAGGUUCUCGGCGCUGAAGACCAGCGGCAAGCUGGAUGCCUUCAUGGGCAAGAAGAGGAAGCGCAACGCCGGCAAAGACCGCAGGAAGUUGCCGUGGCGACAGCAGGCCGGAGAGCAAAGCACGCCGCGGGGGGGCCAACGCCCUUGAACAUGGCCGGCAGUUUUUUUUUGUUUUGUUUUUUAAUAUAUAAAAAGCGCCUCUCGCCCGGCUGCCGGAUAAUAAAUCAACACUUGACAAAG
Syngnathus typhle (broad-nosed pipefish) is the source of this 1346-nucleotide messenger RNA. RefSeq names its product ribosomal RNA processing 36 (gene rrp36). Gene Ontology annotation, biological process: maturation of SSU-rRNA from tricistronic rRNA transcript (SSU-rRNA, 5.8S rRNA, LSU-rRNA). The coding region runs from base 298 to 1254 and encodes 318 amino acids. Lineage: Eukaryota; Metazoa; Chordata; Actinopteri; Syngnathiformes; Syngnathidae. The transcript is spliced from 7 exons. Gene Ontology annotation, cellular component: 90S preribosome; nucleolus. The record is from RefSeq and is a predicted model, not a curated record.